This is a messenger RNA of Stomoxys calcitrans (stable fly), 975 nucleotides long. RefSeq lists its product as uncharacterized. The transcript has 3 exons. Lineage: Eukaryota; Metazoa; Arthropoda; Insecta; Diptera; Muscidae. The record is from RefSeq and is a predicted model, not a curated record. Bases 181 to 975 code for a protein of 264 amino acids.
UCACAAGUUAUCCAUCAAGUGACUAUCUCAAAAAAACCAAAGUGAUAUCAUUACAAGGCGAUAAGAAGCAUAGGCAAAAUGUCUAUUAAAGGAAAUAUUAUAAAUACUUAGCAACUGCUUAAAAUCAAAUUAGUUGCAUACUCGAAAUUCUACAAGCAAGAACGCGAAACUUCUAGCGAAAUGUAUAGCAAACUUUUGGCGUUUUUGCUGGUUGCCUUUCUGGCCAACCAAGUGACACCUAUCGCCUUCCACAGGAAUCAGGAAUUUUCUGCAACCGAACCUGCUGAGACCUUUGGCGCAGCAUUGCUUGCGUGGUAUAAGGCAUUUCAAGACAUUAUGCCUUGUGGCUAUCCACCCAUGGGAAUUCCAGUUUUGGCACCAUUUACCACGGAAUUUUACAGUUUCGAUUUUACCAAUGGAUACUAUAACCUCACCGGAAAUGUGUCCGAUAUUAUGGUGACUGGCCUCAACAACUAUAAAUUUUUACGUUUCAAUUUUAAUCAGACAACAAAUCGCACAACUUUUGACUUUAUCGUACCCGAAGUUAAACUCUUGGGCGAAAGUGCCUUUAAUUUCAAGGCUGUUAUGGCUGGUUAUCCGACAACAAUGGCCAACUCAGGUUUAUUGGAUAUGAAAGUAAUCGAUUUUCGUAUGGUCGGUGGCAUGACAAUGGGCCCAACGGCCACCGGUGGUGUGGCUAUAACGGAUUUCGAUCUUAACUUCUAUAUCGGUGAUGCCGUCUUCAAUAAUUGGAAUAAUUUGUGGGAUAUAGCCGCAAAUAAUUUCGCCAAUAAAUUGAUAAGGGAAUCCCUCUUGAUGUGGACGCAACAAAUUCAGGCUCAAGUCACUGAGAUCUAUGCUCAGUUGGUGUUGCCCACUGUCAAUGAGUUGCUGGCUGAAGUAACAAUGACAGAGGUGAUUGAUUAUCUGAUGGAAACAACAACUGUAUGGAAUGCUGCCGAUUGUACUUUAUAA